UCCAUUGGACAGUCGUGGACACCGUAGUAUCGCGAGACUUGGACCAGCCAAGAUGGUGCUGCGACCUGUCUCUGCCGCGCUCCUGCGGAAUGGGACAUGUUUAGGGGUCAAUAAUGUUCGUGCGCUCUUCACAACAGCGUUUCUCUCCCGCAGGACCCCUCCUUUGGGGCCCCUGCCAAAUGAAGACGUUGACAUAUCGAAUCUGCCGUCUCUGGAGAAAUACCGCACCUACAAUCGUUACAUCACACAUGCUGAGCGUGCCAAUAAUAAAGAGGUCUGGUGGAAGACUUACCGGGGCUAUGUAGAACAAGCUGAUCCUGAACAUGGUGCUGAGCGAGUGGACGUCGGCCUGCCGUGCCAUCAACCAUCAAGAACCAAGGAAGUGAGGGAGAGAGGGAAGGUGAUGAAGGCUAAUAAGCAGGACGUUGAUCUGGAGAGAGCUUGUCGUCUGCGCACAUUCAAAAUUCCUCUGGAUCGGGUUCAGGAGAGCUGGGAGAGCAGCUGUGGCCCGUAUCAUAUAAAGAAGCUGGCGGACCACUACGGCGUCUUCAGAGAUCUCUUCCCGCAGGCCUUUUUUCUACCCCAAAUUCCACUGCAGAUCCACUACAGUCAGGAGCCCAGCAGCCAGGUGCAUUAUGGGAACACUUUGACACCGACUGAGGCAGCGUUACCCCCGCUGGUCAGCUUUAAAGCAGAGGAGGGCUCUCUGUGGACUCUUCUGCUCACCUGUCCAGACGAGCAUCUCCAGAACAACGAUUUGGAAUACGUCCACUGGCUGGUAGGAAAUAUACCUGGUGGUGCAGUGUGCUCUGGAGAGGAGCUGUGCCACUACCUGCCACCCUUCCCUGCCAGGGGAACUGGCUUCCAACGGUACAUCUACGUUCUCUUUAAGCAAGACAGAACCAUCAACUACCAGGAAGAGACACGGACUUUGCCAUGUCAUUCUCUGAUGGAUCGCACUUUCAAGACAGCGGAGUUCUACAGGAAGCACCAGGAUCACAUGACCCCAGCUGGAUUAGCCUUUUUCCAAAGCCAGUGGGAUGAGUCUGUCACCAAGACUUUUCACGACACACUUGACAUGAGGGAGCCCGUCUUCGAGUUCAUCCGUCCUCCAGUGUACCAUCCUCCGCAGGUCAAGUUCCCUCACAAAAAGCCGCUACGCUACUUGGACCGCUACAGAGACGGAAAGGCCCACACUUAUGGAAUAUACUGAUGAUUCACAUGUGAAAAGAUGGUCAUGUAUUUAUGUCAAAUUAAACUCUUUUUACAGUACAAGCCUCAUU
Messenger RNA from Synchiropus splendidus (mandarinfish), 1283 nucleotides. RefSeq names its product mitochondrial ribosomal protein L38 (gene mrpl38). Gene Ontology annotation, cellular component: mitochondrial large ribosomal subunit. Lineage: Eukaryota; Metazoa; Chordata; Actinopteri; Syngnathiformes; Callionymidae. Bases 53 to 1213 code for a protein of 386 amino acids. The transcript has 9 exons. The record is from RefSeq and is a predicted model, not a curated record.